CAAACGUCGAGCAUGCAUGUCUCAAACCGGUUACUGAGGAGAUAUCUGUAAAUAUUUACAGUCCCUUGCCAGACGAAAUACAGUACCAUGGAGGCCGUCAAAGCCUUUAACAACGAGCUGUACUCGUUGAAUGAGUACAAGCCGCCCAUCUCCAAGGCCAAGAUGACCCAGAUCACAAAGUCUGGAAUCAAGGCUAUAAAAUUCUACAAGCAUGUUGUCCAGAGUGUGGAGAAAUUCAUACAAAAGUGCAAACCAGAAUACAAGGUCCCAGGCCUGUACGUCAUCGACUCCAUUGUCAGACAGUCACGACACCAGUUUGGCACAGAGAAGGAUGUUUUUGCCCCACGCUUCAGCAAGAAUAUCAUCAUGACGUUCCAGCACCUCUACCGCUGCCCCUCAGAUGAUAAGAGUAAGAUAGUGCGAGUCUUGAAUCUGUGGCAGAAGAAUGCUGUCUUCAAGAGUGACAUCAUACAGCCUCUGUUGGACAUGGCUGCAGGGAUUCCUCCACCUAGCGUCACCCCCGUCAUGCCCAGCAGCGCUGCCCCAGUCAAUAACACUACACCUGGCACACCGGCGACCCCGGCCACCCCAGCUAACAUAGUCCAGGGUCUGCCUGACUGGGCUUCCCAGAUUACCAACACAGACACUGUGGCUGCUGUGGCACAGAUCCUACAGAGUCCCCAGGGACAACAGCUUCAGCAGCUGGUACAGAGUCUGCAGAUGCAGCAGCAGAAGCCUCAGCCAUCCCUGCUGCAGGCCUUGGACGCUGGCCUGGUGGUUCAAUUGCAAGCUCUGACAGCUCAGCUUACUGCAGCUGCUACUGCCAACAGCCUCAACCCCCUGGAACAGAGGGUCUCCUCUUUUAAUAAGAAACUUUUGGGUCCGUUUGACUUUGGGAAUGAUUCUGAACGUGGUGAAGAAUCUAAAAAGGACUCCUCAUCGUCUCAGCUGCCCAUGGUGUCAGAGCCCAUAAACAGCUCCUUAUUCCACCAGCUAGCUGAGCAGCUACAACAGCAGAACCUAGAGCAGUUUCAAAAGCAACUGCUGGAGCACCAGCAGCACCAGCAGAAGGCUAUGAGCAUAGAAGGGCAAGAUUCUAUCUUUGGACAAGAGAACUCUGUUGCAAGCGCUCAGGGCAGCAGCCAGUCACAGCUUCCUGACCCUGAGAACAAGCUGGAUGACUCCAUAGACAACCAACAGCAGGACAUGGAUCUGGAUGAGGGUCCAGAUGGAAUGGAGGAGGAGAUCUUUGAGGCGGAGGAGAAGAAAACUGUCAGCACACGCUCCAGAACACGCUCUAGAUCACGCUCCAGAUCUCCCAAAAGGAGAAGGUCCAGGUCCCGCUCCGGCUCUCGGAAACGUAAGCACCGUAAGCGGUCACGCUCACGCUCCAGAGAUCGCAAGAGGAAGUCUUCACGAUCAUACUCAAGUGAAAGACGCGCCCGAGAGCGAGAGAAGGAACGGCAGAAGAAAGGACUGCCUCCAAUACGAUCAAAGACUCUAAGUGUGUGCAGUACAACACUUUGGGUGGGCCAAGUGGACAAAAAGGCAACUCAGCAAGACCUCACCAACCUAUUUGAAGAGUUUGGCCAGAUAGAGUCUAUAAAUAUGAUCCCCCCCAGAGGCUGUGCCUACAUCUGUAUGGUCCACAGACAGGAUGCGUACCGCGCCCGCCAGAAGCUAAGCACUGGCUCCUUUAAAAUUGGCUCCAAGAUCAUCAAGAUCGCAUGGGCUCUAAACAAGGGGGUAAAGCAGGAGUACAAGCAGUUUUGGGAUGUUGACCUUGGUGUCACCUACAUACCUUGGGAGAAAGUGAAACUGGAUGACCUGGAUGACUUUGCUGAAGGAGGAAUCAUUGACCAGGAGACCGUCAACGAUGAGUGGGAAGCAGCCAAGAAUGCUGAGCCAGCUAAGGAGGUUUCAAGCCAGCAAGUAAGCGCUGAGACUACAGCAGCAUCCAACACCCAGAAUGAGACGUAUAACCAGCAGGUCACCAUGAUGCCUGUGCAGCUGCCAGUGGCCCAGGCUGUUUCCAGUGCAGUGGGUUUGGUGCCUCCUGCCUUCCCUGUCACCAUGGGCAUACCUCCACCAGGCUACGGGCCACCACCACCCUUCAUAAGAGCUGGUUUCAACACCUCACAGCCUCCUCCAGGUUUUAUGCAAGCAGCACAAACUGCAGCCAUGGCUUCAGCAACUUCUUUGCAACCUUCAGUGGCAUCCGGCCAGGAAGCUGUCAAGGAAUCACCAUUCAGUGCUAUGAUCCCUCCGACGAGUAUCCCUGGCAGCUUCAUGCCCUCAGCUAUCCCUGGAGCCGGUGUGUUUAACCCAGUCGGAAUGCAAACUCAGCAGGCCGGCAAUGAGAAAAUGCCACAGUCUGCUGAUGGUAUGGAUGCUGCUGCAGAGCUUACACUACAAGGCAUGCAGAAUGCAGUACGCAGCGGAAUGGGUCUUCUUGGCAUGCACCCCACUGCCUCCCUCACCCACCCACUGCACCAGUCUGGUCUGACUGGUCAGAGAAUGCCUGGACUGUUGCCAAUGGAUGUGCGUCCUAACCUCCUCCAGCCUGGAGCUGCCGCACGUUUCCCACUCUUAAUGCAGCAGAGCCCCGCCCAGCAGGCUGCUGUACUUCUCGACAGCUCCCUCCAAGCUCAAGCCCGCGCCAGGGCCCCCUUUUCCCAGUUAGACCCCUUCAACAGAGCCCCCAACCUUACCAAUGAAAAUGUCUCUAAGACAGAAGAGGAGUCUUCUUCUGGUGCUGAUGAGGGCAAAGACCAAGACUACCGCUUCCCCCCAAUGGAAAAACAGAGCACAGGCCUGCUGAGGACGCCUCCGCCAGAGCAAAGGGAGGCCCUUGGAGGUGGUGCAGGAGGCAGGCCUGCCUUGCUCCAAACCCCAGGAUCUCAGCCCGCCAGAACCAGUCUGCUGGGACGUCUCCAGGCUCUUGCAGGCUUUACUCCCGAUAACCGCUGGAGCCAGACCAGAGGGGACUUUGAUGAGCGAGACAGCAUGCGAGGAGGUCCUCAGGCUCCAGCAGGUCCAAAAGGCUUCCAGGAGGAGCGCUCCACAGCAGGGCAGAACUAUCCCAACCGCUUUGAUAACCGUCCUGGGACAGCAGGAGGAGCAGCUGGGCCUGCUGUAAAUGCCGGAGCUGUUGGGGGGCCGCAGGCCUGGAAUCGUAGUGGUGGUGGUGCCACAGCACCUUUUGACAGUGAACUACAUCAAGACCUAGAUGAACGAAGACGCCCAUGGGACAGGCAGAGAGACAGAGACGAAAGAGAUUUUGACUUCAGGAGGGACAUGAAUGGAAACCGUCACAGCCGUGAGAGAGAGCGUGAGAGGGAACGCGACAGGGAGAGAGACAGGGAGCGAGGCCGAGAUCGUACUAGAGAGCACGAACGCGACAGAGACCGCGAGAAAGAGAGAGACCGCGAGAGGGAGCGUGAACGCGGGGGCUGGACACCUCUUCUCCCUCUACCCACACCUCUGCUUCCAACUCCAUCGCUUAAUCCCAACCUGUCCCUGAACCAAGGCAAAAUGCUCGCCCCGCUCAAAUUGAACCCUCAGAUGCAGGCACGAUUCCAGUCCCCACUUCUGCCCCAAGCUCAGGCCAAACCUCCUCUCUUAGGUCUGAAUCAGCCGCUGCCGCAGGUUCAGAUUAAGUCUCCACCUCCAUCACAGAACCAAGAAGCUGUGCCCGAGCCCCAGCCAGAAACCCCCACUCUGUCUGAGACACCUCAGGCACAGUCACCCCCCUCAGCCCAAUCCCCAUCUGACAGCAAGAGUCAGAGCCUGUUGCCUGAGGCUUUCACUGAGACCCAGUCAUCACCACAACUCGAGACCCCACCCACAGAGUCACCGUCCCUGCCCGCUGCCCAGUCCCCCUCCAAGACCAUCACUUCCCCAGACACUGAGACCCCAAGCCAAGCCUCACCACUUGUUGAGGCUUCAUCCCAGGACUCACCUGUGGCCUUCACACAAGCUGCCAGCCCCCCUGAAGAGACUACUCACUCUCUGGAGGAGCAGGAGAGCCCACAGGAGGAGGAAGAGGAGGAAUCACAAGAGAACGCCUCCUCUCCCCAACCUCUCUGGGUCAAUGGAUCUGGGAUGGACAAUAGCACUGUGUCUGAGCCCACACCCGAGGCCUCUCCUGAGCCCACUCCAGACCCCUCCUCCGACUCCCUGCUCCCUGAAAGUGAAGCAGAGCAGCAGCAGGAGCAGCAGCUUGCCUCUCCUAAGGACGUAGACAAUGAACAGAGUGAGCCCAUGGAGGAAGCUGCAAGUCAGCCAGUGGUAGACACUGUCACAGACACUGAGGGGACAUAAUCAUCACUCAGUAGGUAAAAGAUCAUUUUGUAAAGUUGUCUCUUCUUCUCUGUACUCAUGUCAGCAAACCACCACCACCACACGGGACAUGAUGAAUUACUGACUCACAUCAGUUAUUGUCUGAUAACCAAUAACAAAUGAUUUUAUCUCUCACAAAUACCAGUGUACUUAAAUAGAAGGCUCAUUAGCAGAUUUAUUGAUAGAACAUUUUGUUUGUAUUUUAUUUCCUUUUUCCUUUUUUAAGUUGUAAUGCCACCCCACUCGUUUUAAUUAAUCUAAGCUUGGUGAAUUUUAUUGAAUUGCCUGCCAAAAUGUUUCAAUUGUAUAUGGGGGAAAUUAGCUUUUGACCUUCCUAUGGAAGAGAGUAAGAAAAUCCUGGCUGUUCGACAAAGGAUUGAAUACAGUUACACAUGAUACUUGAAAAAUGGCAGUUGCUGGCCCAUUUCUGUCUCCUCUUCUUUUUAAAAUGCUGCUGCAAAGUUUUCAAUGAAUGCUUUUGUGGUGUCCUCCAAUGCUUUCUGUUUCUAAAGCAGAACAAAUAGCCUGCAUACAGUGAGACCAGUCCAGCUGCUUAUAAUUGGAAGAAUGGACAUUUUUAAAAAUGAAAAACAUGAAAAUGUUGUAUCCCCAAAAUAAAUGUCUGUAAUUUGUUUCUAAUUAUAUACAGUGAACACAAGCAGAAAAUUACAUGCCAGGGGGAAGAAAAAGAAAAUGAACGGAGGGAUGUUGUGGAUGUCGGGGUGCAUAUUGUUUUAGUGUGAAAUAAACAUGCUUUGUCUGUUUAAACACAUGCUUUAGGACUGUUUUCUGACCCAGGACCAGUGGAAACUAGGAGUGCUUUACAGACUCGUACACAUUGCGUGCUGUCACUUCAGUCGAUUUGAUGUUCUCGUAACUCAAGUUGCUGCUAUACCAUCCAUCCACAGAGCACUUUGUUGGAUGCAACCGUGGGACUUGUAGUUUUUUAGUUUCUGAUUACUUCAGCCUGUAUGUAUCCCCCUAAGCUUUUGCUGGGUGACUGUUGCGGAUGGGAUUGUGCCUUUUUUUUGAAUGGAUUUGUCGUUCAUGAUGCUACCCAACACUACUGUGUGAUUUACUCCAGACUGACUGUGCGUGCCACUUCGUGUCAGAUGGCUCUAUGAACAGAAAGCUACCUGCACACAAUUUGACUGGCCUACCGUUUGAAUGGCAGCUGGGCAGUUUGUACAGCACUCACCUAGAGGAGAACAAAGUCUAUAUACUCUAUUGUUCUGUGCAUGCAGGACUGUAGCCAUGUUUUUAACCUUCCUGUCUCUUGUUCCUCUCAUACAUAUAGUGCUUUUUCUUUUGAGACCAUACUACUAGAAACCCAUUAGUCUACUGUUCUCUCAGACCAAAUGUCUACUACAGGA
Molecule: messenger RNA, 5714 nt
Organism: Scomber japonicus (chub mackerel)
Lineage: Eukaryota; Metazoa; Chordata; Actinopteri; Scombriformes; Scombridae
Gene: scaf8
Product: SR-related CTD-associated factor 8
Exons: 20
Coding region: 88-4323 (1411 amino acids)
Cellular component (GO): nucleus
Molecular function (GO): RNA binding
Source: RefSeq, a predicted model, not a curated record